Molecule: messenger RNA, 1749 nt
Organism: Mycena citricolor
Lineage: Eukaryota; Fungi; Basidiomycota; Agaricomycetes; Agaricales; Mycenaceae
Source: the annotation of a GenBank genome assembly
GACAGCACUGCCCAAGGACUGAUUCCAAGCAUCGGAUACCAGUCGGAUAUCCAGCUCGCCGGCGAUAUCCAUCCUUAUCACCUCUUUAAUCGCGUUAUGAACGACACAAACCGGAACGCCUUAUUCAAAUUGCAGGUCUCCCCGGCGGCGCAACUGCACUUGUUGAAUUCCGCGGGCGUCGCAAUGGCAAAAGACAAGCCAAGCAUGAGUUUCUGUCACUCAGAAUCACGACUGUAACUGGGGACUCGUAUUAUUGGAACCGGGCCAGGGCCUGUUUCGGCUUGGUUUGGCCGGAUGGUUUCAGUUGGACUGGCGGGGCAGGGCAAGAUGGGCUGCGCUGUAAAGAACGAUAAAUACCAUCCCAUAACAUAUAAAAGGUGUGUGCAGGACGGUGUUCCUUACUUUAAGUCUUUCUCUCCCACUUCGCGACUUGAUUUUACAGGCUAUUUACCUGUUCCAUCUAUCUUUAUAUUUUCUUGUUUCGUUGCUGUGACAUGGCCUUCUCAAGUCUCGCAAUUUCGCUGUUUCUCUCUGUGCCCUUCGUCGUACGGGCUGUACCAGCGACCUAUCCCGGCCACGGUACAACCACCUGCCCCGACGGCACACGCGUCCCUAAUGCUGUCUGCUGCCCAUUUGUCCCGUUGGCGCAAGAUCUGCAAGCCAAUCUCUUCGACAACGAGUGCGGAGAGAACGCACAUGAAGUGAUUCGCCUCACCUUCCACGAUGCGAUAGCUAUCAGCCAGGCCAAUCCGAAGGCUGGCGGCGGUGCCGAUGGCAGCAUGCUCCUGUUCCCGAACGUUGAACCGGACUUUGCGGCGAACAACGGGAUUGACGACAGUGUCAAUGCGCUCCUCCCGUUCCUCGCGAAACACAACAAGAUUAGCGCGGGUGACUUGAUUCAGUUCGCAGGUGCUGUCGCGUUGACAAACUGCCCUGGCGCACCUCGGCUUGAGUUCUUGGCGGGCCGCCCCAACCACACUCAUGCUGCUAUUGACGGGCUGAUUCCUCUCCCGGAAGACAGCGUCGACAAGAUCCUCGCUCGUUUCAAAGACGCCGGAAACUUCAGCCCCUUCGAAGUGAUCAGUCUUCUGUCGUCGCAUUCGGUGGCCCGCACAGACCACGUCGACCCCAAAAUCAAGGCCGUCCCCUUCGACUCGACCCCGUUCACAUUCGACACGCAAAUCUUCCUUGAGGUGCUCUUGAAGGGAGUGGGCUUCCCUGGCCUCAGCAAUAACACCGGCGAGGUCGCAUCUCCCCUGCCCGUCGGACAGGGCGACAACGUCGGUGAACUGCGGCUGCAGUCCGACUUUGCCCUGGCCCGGGACCACCGCACAGCCUGCAUCUGGCAGUCAUUCGUUGACAAGCAGGAUUUCAUGGCCUCCAGCUUCCGUGCGGCCAUGUCCAAGAUGGCCAUCCUCGGCCAUGAGCGCGGGGACCUGGUAGACUGCUCCGCCGUCGUCCCCAAUGUGGUCAACACCCCCGUCAAGCGUGCCAGUUUCCCGGCUACUAAAUCCGCGAAAGACCUCCAGCUUUCGUGCCCGCUGCCGUUCCCGUCGCUGACGACUGAUCCCGGUGCGACAGAGACCAUCAUCCCGCACUGCCCGGACGGUACCGACGACUGCAACACUGGAUCUUGAACGGCCGAACAUCCUUACUCUCUUUACCUAAAUUAUGCAUGCUUACUGAUUCGAUCGAUCAUCUACACUUGCUGAGAAUAAUUAGUGUUUUAAUUAUAAGAAGUUUGCUUGA